Messenger RNA from Halteromyces radiatus, 1323 nucleotides. RefSeq lists its product as uncharacterized. The record is from RefSeq and is a predicted model, not a curated record. The coding region runs from base 1 to 1323 and encodes 440 amino acids. Lineage: Eukaryota; Fungi; Mucoromycota; Mucoromycetes; Mucorales; Cunninghamellaceae. The transcript is spliced from 8 exons. Gene Ontology annotation, biological process: endoplasmic reticulum unfolded protein response. Gene Ontology annotation, molecular function: protein binding.
AUGGAUACUGGGUUUACAGUUGAUCUUUUAAAGGAAAUUCUGAUGGUAGCAUUCAGCUUGCAUUUAAAGACAAAGACUCAGCUGAGUUUAAUUGUUGACGAGGCUUCACAAAUUUUAUACCACUUUCUCUCACAUUGUAUGGAACAAGAAGAACAAAACAUGGAACGAUACGUACAAGUUAGGUCACCAUCCUUGCACCAAACACUUUCUUUUCCUGUUGACGACAACACUACCGUAGAAUCUCUCAAGAAAGCUAUUCAAUCUAAUCAUCCACAACAACCUGCACCUUUGAAUCAACGUAUUAUUUUUAGAGGAAAAGUGUUAUUGGAUGCUGAAAUACUUUCGAAUAUACUUGAAAAAUCAGACGAUAAUACGGUACCAACAUUCCAUCUCGUAGUUAAACCUUCCUUAUCUACUCCUAGAUCUUCUUCAGCACCGCCCACUACGCAAGAUACUUCCAAUGUACCACUUUCUUCAUCAGUACCACCUUCAACUACAGCAACAGAUACAAUGCCUUUUCCACCUCAACAUACUUUCGUACCUUCGUUAGGGCAAACUUCGCAAAAUUAUUUACCAACAUUACCAGCCCUCGUUCCUGGUGGAUACCAAGUCAUUGCUAUAAAUGGACAAUUUUAUCUUGCUCCUGUUCUUGUAGCAUCCUUACCUUCGACAAAUUCGACAAAUCCAACAUCAAUACCAUUUUCCAUGACAGGGUUAUCGACAUCUCAAGCACAGCAAGGAUAUAUGCCGCCACCUCCACCACCACCACCAACAUCAGUACCAACGCCAACUCAGGCAGCAGCAGCAACUGCAGCAGCAAGGAUGAUGGGUCGACCACGAGUGAUGCAACGUGGUGCAACAGUUUGGCUUGCUUUGAAAUUAGUCUUUGUCUUGUUUAUAACAUGUCAUGGUGCAAGUAUUGAACGAAUCAUCUUCUUCCAUUUUUUAGCCCUGGUGUUCUUCAUGUAUCAAACAGGUCGAUUCAGGUUGGUGAUACGUAGAGUGACCUUGGAGGAAUUACAAAAUCGUUUCCAACCUGCUAUUCCAGGUGGUGUAGCGGGCCUUCAGGAAAGAGAAGGAGGAGGAGAUCAACAACAAAAUGAACAUGACGAAAAUCAAAAUACAGUAUCCAAUUCAGAUCGACAACAAGGUCAAGGACAACAGGAACGGGUUCCGGUGAAUGAUCCAAGAACAACAACAAGGUUAUCGGUGUUGAAACGCGGAGCUUAUACGUUUGUGGCAUCUCUGUGGCCCAACUAUGGUCAUGAUCCUCGGUUGGCACAAGCUUUUCAAAAUGAACAAGAACAAAUGGAAGAAUUAUAA